GCAAAAGAACAUGGGGGAGUUGCAAUGUAUUGUGGUGGAAUUAUGCAGUUUGCAAUCAUCAAGGUGCCUUGUUUCAAUGUGGAAUGUUUGGUGUACCACUGCAUAAGCCUCAACAUUUUCCUUACAGUCAUAUAUCGACCUCCAACCUACCCCAUGACACUCUUCAAACAAAAUAUUAUAAAACUACUCCAAUGGCUGGAACACAUUGGCAAAAACAUUAUUGUCAUGGGAGAUUUCAACGAUGACAUAUUGAAGUCAUCUUCAAUUUGCACAUUUUUCAAAGACAGAGGUUAUGAUCAG
Molecule: messenger RNA, 300 nt
Organism: Xyrichtys novacula (pearly razorfish)
Lineage: Eukaryota; Metazoa; Chordata; Actinopteri; Labriformes; Labridae
Source: the annotation of a GenBank genome assembly